AUGCCUCUCCUUGGCGAGGGAGGGUACGAUAUGAAAGAUUUCGUCGCGCCUGCUGCUACUGGGACAAAACUUCAGGUCUUGGCUUGGAUACUUGGCCAAUGGAAAGGUGGUCGCAUCAUAAGGAGAGCCUUUAUCAACAGCAAUCACCCUGAAACACUCCGACAGCUCUCGUUGCAAGUGGACAAAAGAAUACCAUCUUUAGGGAUGCCCAUGCAAAGGCUUGAUGAUGAGGACUUUGAUGCUGCGCGGAGAUAUGCUAGAGAAGAGCAUGCUCAACUAGCGGAGAAUCCAACACAGUACCUCAGCCAGCUGGACAGUAGUAAGUAUCCGUAUAAUACCAUUGAGGAUUACCACCGGGCUUAUCUCUCUGGUCGAACUCCGACACAAGUUAUCACGCGUGUAUUAUCGGCAGUAGCCGAGUUGAAUCCAACCAUCAAGGCCAUCCAAGAUCUUCUUCCCGAGUCAGAAAUAAUGGCGAUGGCUAAGGCGAGUGACAAAAGAUACGCUGAGGGGAAGCCUCUGUCUAUGCUCGAUGGUGUCCCCUUUACUAUCAAGGAUGAAGUGCAUGUUAAAGGACUCCCGAAUAUGUACGGAACUAAUCCCAACAAUCGUCUGCCCGGCGCAGCCAAAGUGGAGGAGGAUAACGACCCUGUAGUUCAAGCCCUUCUCGAUGCUGGUGCCAUUCUCUUGGGUACCAAUACUAUGCACGAAUAUGGCGUGUCACCGCUGGGCUACAAUACUUGGUAUCAAGGCCCCUUGAAUGCUUUUAAUACCUCGUACUUCACAGGAGGUAGUUCCAGUGGAAGCGCCACGGCUGUUGCUGCUGGCUUGGUACCAUUCGCCAUUGGGUUUGAUGGAGGUGGAUCGAUACGCAUACCUUCCUCAUGGUCCGGUGUUGUCGGCCUGGCGCCCACCUUUGGUCGAGUCAACUUCGAAAUUCCCUCUACUUCCGUCUUCACCGUCCUUCAUUGUGGCCCGAUUGCAGCGACCGUCGCAGAUGCAGCUCAUGUCCUACGAGUAAUUGGCAACACUAAGCAUGAAGUGCCCCAUAUCUACGAUCGUCUAUACGGUCCCGAUGGGCGUCCUGCAGUCCAUCUGCAUGCAUUGACCAGCCCAGAGACUAACCACAAGCCUACUGUUGGGAUCUUUCAGGAUUGGGUUCGCCACAGUGAUCCGGAAGUCUACAAUGCAUUCGAGAAAUCAUUGACUGCUCUGGAUUGGAAUAUUUAUAAUUUCACAAUGCCAAACAUGGGCGCUCAGUCACUCUCCCAUAUGCUCACGAUAACUGCCGAAUUCGGCAAGGAACUCGACUACGAAGAUAUCUCUCGAUUGGAACCAGGCACUAAGAUUGAAUUUGGUCUUGGACGAGAUAUAACAGCAGUUGAAAGACUCACCAUGGAGCGAUUAAAGGGCUGGUCUAUGGAGCAAUGGAACGCUGUGUUCGAGAAGGUGGAUGCUAUUGUUACACCGACACUGCCCAUCACAUCCAUUCCUAUACCAGAGGAUACCAGAGCUCACGGCAUGUCUAAUACCACACUCUUCGUUCAAAUGAUGCGCUAUGUUUGGCCUACAAACUUCUUGGGGUUUCCAGCUAUUACUGUCCCUGUGGACUACGAUUCGAAAGGGAUGCCGAUCGGCCUGUUGGUGAUGUGCCCGCAGUGGAAGGAUGAUAAGUGUCUGGCCUUGGCCGAGCAAGUGGAGAAGAUCGUUGCUAAUGAACGGAGGAGGCCGAGCAAGAACUGGGUUGACGUCCUCGCCGGUAACUAG
This is a messenger RNA of Perkinsus marinus ATCC 50983, 1767 nucleotides long. RefSeq lists its product as hypothetical. The transcript has 18 exons. Gene Ontology annotation, molecular function: catalytic activity. Bases 1 to 1767 code for a protein of 588 amino acids. Lineage: Eukaryota; Perkinsozoa; Perkinsida; Perkinsidae. The record is from RefSeq and is a predicted model, not a curated record.